This is a messenger RNA of Saccostrea cuccullata (small rock oyster), 1260 nucleotides long. RefSeq lists its product as uncharacterized. The record is from RefSeq and is a predicted model, not a curated record. Bases 115 to 1260 code for a protein of 381 amino acids. NCBI's taxonomy places the organism in Eukaryota, Metazoa, Mollusca, Bivalvia, Ostreida, Ostreidae. The transcript has 9 exons.
UUAGUUUUCGUUUAUAAAGGCUUGCCUUUAGUUUUUGGGAUUUUUGAUUUUUUUAAAAGCUUUUUAGCGACAAAGACUGAUCACAAAUGUGGAUCAAGACAUUAGACAAGACAAAUGUCCAUCAUGUCCAUGGCACGUACCUCGAUGUAUGUUUAUUUCUGGAUUUUGAUGACAACACUAAAACACUGGGUGGUAAAAUGUGAUAAGCUGGAAGGCUAUUCAUUCCCCGUGUACAACACAACGUCAUGUCCCAGGAACCAAUCAGAAUGGAGAAAUAGGUCAUCUGACCUAAACUGUACAGAGAGUAAUGGAUACAUGUGUAUACCAAACGAGAACAUUACACAACUGGUGGAGUUUUGUUACAGAUAUCCAAGGAUUCCAAUUGAAAAGAGUAUAUGUCUGAUACUGAAGAAAACAACGUCUCUUGUUGAAGCCUACAGCUGUAAACAAUUUAGAAAUGGGUGUCCAGAUAAGCUGUACUGGAGCAAUGAAGUAUUCAAAUAUCAAAGCUGUCUAUCUAUUGGAAAUGGAUGCUUUCUUGCUGAGCCUCCGUGUAAUGAACAGGGAAUUACAACAAUUGGACCAACAGAAACCAAGAGUACCGCCGUGACAGGGGAUAUCGAUGAAAACAAUACAUGGGUUUGGGUCCUAGUAAUGGGCGUAUUUAUGUUAUUUUUUCUCAUUGCUGCCUGUGUGCCAGUAAUCAUUAUCAGAAGAGGAAAACAAAAGACUUUCGUCGUGGCUAAGCUUCACAAGAGGAAGGAUGACAUCCAAACUAGUUCACAUAGCUUAAAAGAAAGAGAACUGAAUGCCAUGGAAAGAAUUCCUUUCAUAGAAUUUGAAGGUGAAAGACGGGAAUGUGAAGAAACCCAAGGCGAAAAGGACAGAGAACAAAAAAAGCUUGGGGAAGAGAAGUCUGAUGAUAAUGCCUUGUCAGAUUGUAUAAUGGAUGAACAGGAUGACACACUAGGCCUAAGCAUAGAUGAAACCAGCAAGAUGGCAGACUCCUCAUUGGAAGAUAUUAGCAAAGAAGAAUAUUCCUCAUUGAACAAAGACGUUUCGAGCGGGAUAAACAGUUAUCUAAAACAGCAGGGAGACGGUGAUAGAAUCAGUUCAGAAAAGCAUGAGAUAGAUAAAAUAGACAUAGGAAUAAUCAGUAAAGAGGCAGGAGAAAGUGAGUCCAAUAUUGAAUCCUUGAAAACUUAUAAAGCAGAAAAACAUACCACACAGUAUUUAAGAGGCCAUGCCAAUAAGCAUUGA